Messenger RNA from Closterium sp. NIES-65, 1992 nucleotides. The record is from the annotation of a GenBank genome assembly. Lineage: Eukaryota; Viridiplantae; Streptophyta; Zygnematophyceae; Desmidiales; Closteriaceae.
AUGGAUCACCUGGCUGAUGAGCGCGCGAAUGCAACGUUCGACGUGAGCGAGAUGAGCGCCGUGGUGUGGAACGGCCAGGAUCGCGUGGAUCGCCUUAAGCGCAUGGCGCGGCUCGUCGCGCAGGACCCGGUGUUUUCCCGCACGGACGGCUCGCACCUGACGCGGCCGCAGGCGAUGAAACUGUCGCUGCAGAAGGCGGCGCACAUGAUCAAGCGCGUCAAGGAGCUCCAGCUCAACGAGGAGGAGCGCUACCUGUUCAAGCAAAUGGUCGAUGAUAUCAACUUCUCUGACCUGCACUCGUACAUGUUCAUCCCCGCUAUAGAGGGGCAGGGCACGGAUGAGCAGGGGCGCGAGUGGCUGCCCAAGGCGCGGGCGUUUGAGUGGAUUGGGUGCUAUGCGCAGACGGAGCUGGGGCACGGGAGCAACGUGCAGGGGCUUGAGACCACGGCCACUUAUGUGCCGGAAACGGAUGAGUGGGACGUGCACACGCCCACCAUCACUGCUACUAAGUGGUGGCCGGGAGGGCUGGGAAAGGCGUCCAACCACGCGGUGGUUUAUGCGAGGCUUAUCAGCAAGGGCAAGGACCACGGCGUGCACGCCUUUCUGGUGCCCAUUCGCAGUCUGAGCGAUCACAAGCCGCUUCCAGGGGUGACAGUGGGGGACAUAGGGCCCAAGUUCGGCAACAUGGGGUACAACACCAUGGACAACGGAUUCCUUGCCUUCUCUCACGUGCGCAUCCCGCGCACCAACAUGCUCAUGCGGUACGCUGGUGUGGACCGGUCGGGCGAGUACCACCGCGGCAGCGCAGCGGCGAGGCAGCUGGCGUACGGUGCGAUGGUGUUUGUGCGGCGCAGCAUCGUGAUGGAGUCGGGGAUCGCCCUCGGCCGCGCCGUCACCAUCGCCGCUCGCUACUCGUGCGUGCGCCGCCAGUUUGGAUCAAGCGAAGGGGGGGCGGAGAGCAAGGUGAUGGAUUAUCAGACGCAGCAGAUGCGUCUUCUCCCUUUGAUCGCGUCCGCGUACGCGUUCCUGUUCGCGGGCAAGUGGAUGGCGGAGCUGUACAACGAUGUGGUGGCGCGCAUCAAGAGGGGCGACUACUCCACCCUCCCUGAAGUGCACGCCGCCACUGCUGGGCUCAAAGCGCUCACCACCGCUGCCACCGCGGAGGGCAUAGAGGAGUGCCGCAAGCUGUGCGGGGGACACGGGUACUCGCUCUACUCCGCCCUGCCUCAGCUUUAUGCUGCCUUUGUGCCCACGUGCACGUACGAGGGGGAUAACACCGUGCUGCUGCUGCAGGUAGCACGAUACCUGCUCAAGGCAGUGAGCCAGGCGUCUGAAGGCAAGAGGCCGGGGGGCACGGCAGCAUACCUGGGUGAUGCCAACAACCUCACCGCCAAGUGCACUGCUGACACUGCCUCGGACUUCCUUCAGACGUCCACACAGUUGGCAGCGCUGCAGGCGUGUGCAUUCCAUAAGGCUGUCGCUGCCGCCACCGCUGUUGCUGCCGCUCCUUCCCUUGAAAAAGGCUUCCUCGACAACAGUGUGGCGCUCACAUCAGCCUCCACUGCCCACUGCCGCCUCAUAUCUGCUGCCAAGUUUGUGGAGCGAGUGCAGGAGCUGAGAGAUGCAGGGCGGACGAGCCAGGGGGUGCUGGGCGCCUUGCAGCUGCUGUGCGACCUCUACUGCCUGCACCUUGUAGACGCCUCUGCCGGUGACCUUGUGGCAGGGGAGUACUUUAGCCCGGACCACCCUGCCCUCGUGCGACAGCAGCUGCUCGCCCUGCUGCCCCAGGUGCGGCGGAUUGCAGUGCCAUUGGUGGACGCCUUUCAGUUUUCGGAUCAUUUCCUCAACUCCUCCCUGGGCCGCUUCAACGGGGACGUUUACACGGAUCUUGUCAGCCGGGCCACUGCGGAUCCUAUGAACAUUCCGGAUGUUAUCGAUGGCUACGAGGAGUUCCUCCGUCCGUUUAUCACACGCCAAGCUGCACGUCUGUAG